AUGGGGGAUAUCUCCUCUCUACCUGCCGAUAUCAUACAUAAUAUACUUGUUCGGCUUCCCUUAAACCUGUCGGUGAAGCUCAAAUACGUAUGUAAGCGUUGGAAUUGUCUUCUAUCAGAUCCGUAUUACGGGCCGAGAGGUGAUCGAAAGAUCCUCCUUCCCUUUGCAUCCUCUAAUGUUGAUGUUUUCGAAGAUUCCGAUGACGAUGUUUCUGUAGAAAACGAAGACGAUAAUUUGGAAGAAAAAAUGGUCACUCUUGAUAAUUUUGCGAACCCUAAAGGUAACGUUGUCACGGAAAGUUCUAAACAUGUAUGUGGAUUUGGUUACGGUUUAACCCCUGAUGACUUAAAGAUUGUUAGAUUUAGAGGUUGCAAGUAUUCUUCAUAUAGUACUAACGACGACCCGCAUACUUGUGAUGUUUUUAGUCCCAAAUCGAAUUCAUGGAUCAUGUUGAGAAACUUUGUUCGAAAUUCUAACCUGUUGAAUGAUGUGGGUACCUUCUCAAAUGGUUCUUUGCAUUGGAUUGCUUAUAGUAGUAUCAACCACCAAGAUCAUUGCAAUAAGAUCGUGGCUCUCGAUGUUAACAACAUGGUACUCUCAGAUAUACAUUUACCUUUUUCUCAUGGAUCAUCUUACAAGUCGUGUUCUUUGGGUACGCUACAUGGAAGCCUUUGCAUAUUCGCUAAAAUGGUGACUCCGGGGGGGAAUGAGUUUAGGGUCUGGGUAAUGACGGCCGGAGAAGGUGGUGAGAAGUCAUGGUUGGAAGCGUCUUCACUCACAUUAAACUUGAAACAAAAGUUGCGGUACCUGUACAACCCUGUAAUUAUUUUGGACGACGGGGUGGUUCUUAUAUUGAUUGAUAAUGAACUCCACAAACUAGUUAUCUAUGACGCAAUGAAACAUUUGCACAAAGUGAUACACUUCUGCGAGACCUAGCUAUUUUCUGAACCGUGGGAUCCAGUAUGUGGAGAGCCUCGUUUCGCCUUCAAGUUUGUUUAAUAAUACCCCUUAGUUAAUUUGUUCUACGUUAUUUCCUUUUGAAAUUUAUUAGUUGGUUAGUAAUCUAAAAUAUGAAAACGUU
Molecule: messenger RNA, 1081 nt
Organism: Erigeron canadensis
Lineage: Eukaryota; Viridiplantae; Streptophyta; Magnoliopsida; Asterales; Asteraceae
Exons: 2
Coding region: 1-936 (311 amino acids)
Molecular function (GO): protein binding
Source: RefSeq, a predicted model, not a curated record